This is a messenger RNA of Mesorhabditis spiculigera, 525 nucleotides long. The record is from the annotation of a GenBank genome assembly. Lineage: Eukaryota; Metazoa; Nematoda; Chromadorea; Rhabditida; Rhabditidae.
AUGGCUGCUGUAGUCGCUAUAUGCUUCUUCCUCACCAUUCUCCCCAAUUCGCAAAGCAUCGACCUGAACUCUAUCACCGCUUCUGACCCAACAACCACACCGAGCAGUACAAUUUCUGGUAACAGCCCCUCAUCAGUGUUGCUGGACUUAGACGCUGAUCUCGAGAAGAUCACCUCAUUUUGCAUGACAAAUGCCGAUUACGAGAAGUUGUGGGACUACAAUUUAAAGUAUGGCCUCGCGAGAAUCGUCGCCACGGUGUUGAUGCCAGUGGCGGCGCAGAGCAUAGGUCGUGAAGAGCUGAGAAGAGCUUUAAAAAUGCCGCCUCCGCCACCAUGGAAAAGCUCUGCGAAUCAUAUUCCUAGUGCCGACGAGCUCGCCAACGCCACCACAAUCGAGGCCUAUUUCGAGCUGCGCGAACUGGUCAACAUAAUGAUCUCCUCGGGCCAAGAUAUGUUCGCCAACCGAACGCUCCUUGCCGAACACGCAAUUGUAAUGGCCCGGCCGAGUCCAGUAGACAACAUUAUU